Molecule: messenger RNA, 1395 nt
Organism: Lucilia cuprina (Australian sheep blowfly)
Lineage: Eukaryota; Metazoa; Arthropoda; Insecta; Diptera; Calliphoridae
Gene: 14-3-3epsilon
Product: 14-3-3 protein epsilon
Exons: 5
Coding region: 517-1287 (256 amino acids)
Biological process (GO): signal transduction
Cellular component (GO): cytoplasm
Source: RefSeq, a predicted model, not a curated record
UAGCUAGAAAGAGAUGACUGCAUUGAAAGCAUUUUAGGUGCGGCCAUAUUGAUUGUAGCAAGCGACAAAGAACGAAAAACUAGUGUGACAACGAUUCUAUACAAAUCGAAAAAAGCAGCGGCGGCGUAAAGACGACGGAGAUCAUCAAACCAGCUGAAAAGAUUUACACAGCGACGACCAUACCCUGCGUACACCCAACGACAUUGAAAAAAUACAACAACAAAAAAGUAUAGAAGCGGCGCUUGUCAGAGAAACACACAAAAAGAAAAACGUAGUAGAGAAAAAAACGUCAAGCAAAAAAGCUUUUAAAACAGAAAGAAAAAAAAUUCGGAACGAAGGCGACGGAGCAAAAAAUUUUUUUGAAAUCACACACAAAAAAAAGCACAACGACGCCGGGAUUAAACGAAAUUUUUUAAUUUAAAAUUAGAAAAAAUCGUAAAAGGAUUUUUGUACACAAAAAGAAAACAAGAAAAAACAAGUUUUAUUCAACUCUACACAAAUUAAAUAUUUUGCACAAUGUCUGAACGUGAAAAUAAUGUUUACAAGGCUAAAUUAGCCGAACAAGCAGAACGCUAUGAUGAAAUGGUUGAGGCCAUGAAAAAAGUCGCCUCAAUGGAUGUUGAAUUAACCGUUGAAGAACGUAAUCUUUUAUCGGUAGCAUAUAAAAAUGUUAUUGGCGCACGUCGUGCCUCAUGGCGUAUUAUUACCUCGAUCGAACAGAAAGAGGAGAAUAAGGGUGCCGAAGAGAAAUUGGAAAUGAUCAAAACCUAUCGCGGUCAAGUUGAAAAAGAGCUACGCGAUAUCUGUUCGGACAUUUUAAAUGUACUCGAGAAACAUCUCAUUCCAUGUGCCACCACAGGCGAAAGUAAAGUAUUCUAUUAUAAGAUGAAGGGUGAUUAUCAUCGUUAUUUGGCUGAAUUCGCCACCGGUUCAGAUCGUAAAGAUGCUGCUGAAAAUUCAUUGAUUGCCUAUAAGGCAGCCAGUGAUAUUGCCAUGAACGAUCUGCCACCAACACAUCCCAUUCGUUUGGGUUUGGCGCUGAACUUUUCGGUAUUCUAUUAUGAAAUUUUGAACUCACCCGAUCGUGCAUGCCGCUUGGCGAAAGCAGCUUUCGACGAUGCCAUUGCCGAAUUGGAUACAUUAAGUGAAGAAAGCUACAAAGACUCCACACUCAUUAUGCAACUGCUGAGGGAUAACCUUACAUUAUGGACGUCUGAUAUGCAAGCCGAUGGUGAUGGUGAACAAAAAGAGCAAAUCCAAGAUGUUGAAGAUCAGGAUGUGUCGUAAUUUAAGUAACAACCCCCAUUAAAACAAAACAAAAACAAAAAAACAAAAAAUCCCCUAUAAAAUUACUAUUUGCAUUUCUUAUUUCUAAAACAAAACAAACAAAAGAAA